UCACAUCUGAUCAUCAAACAUUAUUGGUGUUACUGUGUACAAACCUUGUUCUGCUUGAUAAGUGGUUUUUAAGUCAAUGUGCUGCCAUAGGGAUCUUUAUAUACAGUUCAGUGACCCCUGUUUCUAUUUGAGUUUGACACCACUGAAACACCCUUCCUCUCAUACUACUACUAUAUGAUGAUAUUGAUUGCAAUUAGAGAUUCAGAGCCUUAUCACUUUGAAUUCCGAUUUCUCCAAACCCAAGUAUUCUUACUCCUCUGAACUGCACAAAGUUUCAGAAAAGAAAUGUGAUGACGAGACUUCCUUUUUGAAAGACUAUUAGUCAAGCAGUCCAAUUUGCUAUCUCAUCUGCUUUUUCCUUACAAGCCUCCCCCCUCCCUCCUUUCUUACUUCUAAUGGGAGAGACUGUCCCUUGAGUGACCUGCUUUUAAUAAGCUUUCCAAUCAGCUCGCGAGUUAAAAGUGCCCUUAGUGGUGCUAGCUUCCUCACUUUGCCGGCUUGCCUCCCUCCCUCUUUCGUUCCCUCCUUCCAUUCUCCGUUUUCUCUCUGGACUCGCUCCCUGUCAAGGCUUAAUUGAGUCCAAGGGAGGAUCAAGUUCCCUUGCCUUGGAGUCCAGAAAUCUUUCAGAGCAAAUCCCAGCAGACGAGGAAAACCACAGCUGGAAAGGGGGAAAGCAAGAGACAAGUGAGUGAUCCUGUCCAGAAGGGAGAAGGAGCAGUGGCAGAAGCAGCUUCUUCGGCAACAGCAGCAGAGGCAGCAGAGGCAGCUAAGGUAGAGGCGCUGUUCCUGCUGGCUCCCUUCUCUAGAAUUGAAGCAGCAUCGAACCUCAUCUCUCUCCAUUGACAGUCAGAGCAAGAGAGCAGCGAUUCACAACUCCAAAAUGCAGCCACAACAGCAGCAACAGCAGCGUCGAAAAUUUGCAGCUGCCUUCCUGGCAUUCAUUUUCAUUUUGGCAGCUGUGGACAUUGCUGAAGCUGGCAAGAAAGAGAAACCAGAAAAAAAGGUGAAGAAAUCAGACUGUGGAGAAUGGCAGUGGAGUGUGUGUGUCCCAACCAGUGGGGAUUGUGGACUGGGUACCCGGGAGGGCACUCGGACUGGUGCGGAAUGCAAACAAACCAUGAAGACCCAAAGAUGUAAGAUCCCAUGCAACUGGAAGAAACAAUUUGGAGAGUGCAAAUACCAGUUCCAGGCCUGGGGAGAAUGUGAUGCAAACACUGCCUUGAAGACACGAACAGGAAACCUGAAGAGAGCUCUUCAUAAUGCUGACUGUCAGAAGACUGUCACCAUUUCCAAGCCAUGUGGGAAACUUACCAAACCCAAACCACAAGAAUCUAAGAAGAAGAAAAAGGAAGGCAAGAAACAGGAGAAGAUGUUGGACUAAAAGACAGCAAGUUCGGGAGAACAUGAAAGGGACAUCAGCAAACAUGAUCAGUUAACAGUUUUAUUUACACCAAUUGUAGGGGUUCUAUCCUAAAGUUAUUUAUAGCUUAAUUAUACAAUAGACAGAAAGAAAAAAAUACUUUUUAUAGUAGUAUUUUUUCAUGUAUAACCAUAACACUAUUAGGUGCCUGUAUGAAAAAACUCUAUAAUUCCAUUUAGAAAUCUAUUUUCCUUAUACAACAAACAAUAUACAAAAGCUUAAAGUCAAUUUUUCAAAGCCAUGCACAAUUUAAGGUAUAAAACCAACCAUCGAUGGUGGAGUUAAGAUUUCAUGAUGACUGAGUAAACAUAUUCUCAGGUUAGGUGCCCUCUCCUAUCCUCUUUCAAAUUUGAACUUUUGUUUCCAGACAAAAUAAAACUGAAUUCGUCUGCCUAUUAACCACUGGCAGACAUCUCAUCUUUUUAACCAAUGAACUCUGCUUUUAGUCAGUUAAAAGAGGAAAGCUCAGUAAUCUUAAACUUUCUCCUUUGCUCUGGAUCAAGUGCUUUUUAAAAAAAACAUAUUAUUUUGUAUUAAAAUGGUCUCCUAUUUUGUCAGCUAUAUUUGUUUUCUAGACAAGAGAAAAUUUCAUCUGAUAAACUACUAGGAGGAAAAAUAUGCUAUUUUGUGAAAUAAUUCACAUCUAUAACCUUCCUUUUACCUCCAACAAUACUGCCCAAAAUCACAUUCCAAACAGUCUGAUCUAUUAGCAAUGAGGAUUUUUCACUUAGAUCUUGUUAGAAGGUUUCUGCGAAUGAAUAUAAUUUUUUAAAUCAGGCUCUUUUCCUUUAUAUUACUUAUUGGAAACUGUGGUUAGAUUGGUGCUAUUGGCCUCAAACAAGGCCACAAAUAGAACUGGCUUUGGAGAAUAGGAAAGGAAGAAUUACAUCUUUUUAAUGGAAAGUUUUAUAGUUACAAAGCACAUACCACUCCUAGGCCAACAAUGUGAGAAAUUGAAGAGCAUGAGCCCUAUGUGUAUGCCAGGGUAUUUGGUUCCAAUAGAUAUCAUGUGAGUGCCAAAGAACAUCUGUGUAGCACCUUUAUCUCUUGGCCUUUCAAGGGACAUUUAUGAAGGAUUCAGAGCUAUAAUUAGGAAUUUAGGGACCCAGGGAAGAUAAAAAAAAACUAUAUCCUUCCUCCUCUCAAUAAACUUUGAAAUUCUAGACUAAGUAAUCAGGAAAAAAUCAGGUAAAAAGAGGAGUUAGUUAUUAUAGUGGCUCACAGAUGGGUGCUAUUAACAAUACCUGUGAACUUAUAGCCUCCUAUUUAAAUUUUUUUCCUUAUUGCUAUCUAUCUGGUAUACAUUCCUAGUUAGUAAUUUCUUAUUUCUAGUUUUAAGAGUGCAUGUAUUAAAUCUUUGUACUCUCUAAAUGUUAGUGCCCUUGUGAAAAGCUCCAAUCAUACCAUCCUAGUUAUAUCUCUGAAUGGAAGAUUUCUUCGAUUCUAUGAGAGACAGAAAAUUGUAUUGUGUUGGCUAAAUUCAAAGUAUCAAUCUUGUAUAAAAUAAUCAAUUAUUUUCUGUAUGCUAGAAGAUUGAAAUUAUUAUUAUCAUUUAAGGAAGGAACAUAUAUCAGUAGUUCAGGAGAUCCAUUCCCGGAGUAGUUUCAUCUGUUCUACUAUUUGUCUGGUUCAUUUCAUGGUAAAUCCUAGGCAAGUUCCUACCAGUAGUGUGGACUGUGCUCAGUUGUUCCUCUGAACUAAAUGCCAACCUAUAAAAUCUGAAAGAGGUAAGAGAGAACAAUUUCCAUUUAAUAAAAUCAGAAUGUAUUAGAAAAUAUAAAUAACAACCAGAUGCAUAGGUAAUAUCAUUUUUUGUAAGCUGACAGUAAUCAAAGGGAGGAAAUAGGCAUAGAGGGUAGAGAGAUGAGGUGAAAGAAAUAUAUUGGAUCCAAUUAUUUGUUGGAUGUCCAAGAUAUCACAUACCAGAAUUUUGGGAGUGAUGGCAGGGGCUGUACCAUAUUCUCUUUGCUUGUCACUAUCAUUGCUUCUCCAUUAGUAUUUACUACUGGUUCUGGCCCAAAGCAACAGCCCAUUAAUCAGUAGUGAGUCAGAAUAAUAUCUGUCAAGUGACAGCCUGGUAAAUAUCCAUGCCACACUCCUAUAUUGACAGGACAUUAUGAGAAGCCAAAGAAAUGCAGGAGAUUUCUGUUGUAUUAUCUCCAGCCCUUAAUGAACCAUAUAAUUGACCCUCUGAUUCUCUCCCUUGUUAUAGAAAAAAAAAACAGUCAUUUUGUAUAGCAUGGCUGUAAUCUCAGUUGCAUAUGUGUGAAAUUAGAUUUCCUUUCAACUGCUAGAACUAUCCUACUGAAAGUGGCUUCUAUGACUUGUUAAAUCCUAAUGAGAAACGGAAGAGAUGAAGAUAAAAAAGACCAAGCUCAUGUGGUGGGGGUGGGGGUAGGACGGAGAGAGAAAACAGAUGAUCUUCAGAGACCUGAGAGUCUCAGAAAACACCAGAGGAAACUUUUUCUCCAAAAAUUUUUCAUUUCAGGAGAUCUUAAACCUGCUAACCCUAGAGUGAAGGAGUGGUGAUAUGGAUAGAACUCCAUUAGAAUUCCUUAUGUAUCUCAAAGUUUUUCAUUCAAGAAUUUUCCAGUUGCAGGAGUAGAAGGAUAUAGUAGACCUAAGCCUUCCACACAAAAUCUCCUGACAAGUUAGGAAGAGAAUCUACACUAAUGGGUUCCCAGUAACCAUCUCUUGUGUUCAAGGGGGUGCUAUUCCUUGACUACUUCCAGCACAUAUGCUUUUUUAGCUAUUCUAAUAAACCAUGGGUAGAUAUGGCUAUCCCUUACCAACCCGUAUGCAGGUUGUGAAGAAGUAAAAGAAAAGAUUUAUUGACUUUGAAAUGAGACAUUUAUAUUAGGGCAUGAGGUGGCAAAUAAUUCCAAAGGACCUGAGAGCUUGCACAUUGAAUUCCUAUUUUCUGAAGCUUAAUCAGAGGAUGGUUAGUUAAGAUACUUUCAUCCUUGAAACCAUUUCAGUCUACUGUCAUAUAGAGAGCUGGAAGACUGGUCCAUGAAAGAAAGAAUCCGACUACUUAAGAAGACGGGGAAAGUUCAUUUUCAAGAUGAGCUUUCUCUGGCCUCAUUUCUAGGAUAGCACAUUAAGAAAUAAUAAUAGGAAAACUCAAUAUCAUUGCCCAAGUUCAGGACUACAUGGAUAAAGAGACACAUUUGAGCUUGUUCUGGAACUGAAGGUUUGAAAGAUAUCUUUGUAGAAAACUUGGGUUGCUUUUAAACUAAGGAAAGAUAAAGAAAAGCUGAAAAUUCUGAACAGCUCUUAAUUUCUUUAUAUAUUUAUUUGAAAACGAUUGAAAUUGCUCUUAUUGUUGUUAAUUUUGACCCAAAGUUGUUUUUAAGUCACUGGUAAUGAAUGAAAGCCUUAAAGUAAAGGCACAGAUUUCUUAUCCCUCUGUAAGUACUGAUUUCUAAGUCACUUUCUAUGUAUUUUCUAGUCUUAGGAGACCCGGAAUUGAAUCAGCUUCUUGACUCCUUAAUGUUUGAGUGGCUGGUAGUAAAUGCCACAUAAUUUUUUCUCCAUUAAAGAAAGACAAUGAACCCAAUUGAUUUCCCCAUUCUUAAUUGAAGAGUGAAGGGCUUAAAGAGACUUUUUGGGGUGUGUGAUAAUUUAUGUGGGAAAGAGAAAGGCAUAUUUCCUCUCAGAUAAUAUAACUAUUUCCAGGUCUGAAAAAUCAAAAAGUUGUUAGAAUGGAAUACAGAAUUCUGGUUUGCAAAAUGGAAUGGAGGCAAAGAAUUACUCCAUUUUUAGCCUUCUCUCAUAAUGACAAAGGCAGGAAAUGAAUCCUAAAAACAAUUUAUCAGGCCACUGACUCCAGUUUAAAAGAAACUAUCAAUCCUUUACAAUGAGUUUGUUCAAGAGGGAAGAAUGUCUGGAGCGUAAAGCAAGUAGUGCCUACCUCAUACCUGUCUGGAGUGCUGGCUUCCAGGGGAAGGACAGUGUGAAGGACACUUCAAGUAGGGUGCCUAAUGUCCCCUUGCUACAGUAAUGUCUCCUUCUUACUGCUCCCAGUAACACAUUAUGCCAAGUAGAGACCAAAGUUAAAAUAUUCCUUCAGGGUGACCUGGCAGUGUCUGGGCAUGGUAGCCAAUGAUAAAUCUAAAUUCAGGAAUGUCUUCAAGUGAGAAAAAUGGUGAUCUAGGUGAUUUUUCCAUUUGAGAAGGAAAACUCAACAAAUCUUCCACUCCCUGCUCCUACAACUUUGCUUUUAUAGCUUAAAAUAAGAAAUCAUGUUCACAUAAAAACAGGCACAGAAGAUUAAAGAAUUUCAUGUAUAUACCUAUUAAACCUUAUAGUACCAAGUUACUCAUGGGGUGGGGUGAGGUGUUUUUUGUUUAAUUUUUUUGUAUAUUGAUUGUUAGAAGCAUAUUAUCCUUUGGCCUUUGAAAAUAUGCACGAAAGCCAUAUAUCUGCAUAAUAGAAUAAAUAUGAAUAAUCCUGAUAUAAAAUCCCUAAUGGUUCCCCAGCCUCCUGGGAUGCUGGGAUGCCUUAGAAAAUGUAAACAUCUAUUGAUUGUAUCUACCUACUUGACUUGCUCUUAGUGGAGAUAAAAAAAAUAAAAAAAAUAAACUAAUCAAAGAG
Monodelphis domestica (gray short-tailed opossum) is the source of this 6016-nucleotide messenger RNA. It is a transcript of the gene PTN, whose product is annotated as pleiotrophin. Gene Ontology annotation, molecular function: growth factor activity. Gene Ontology annotation, cellular component: extracellular region. Lineage: Eukaryota; Metazoa; Chordata; Mammalia; Didelphimorphia; Didelphidae. The record is from RefSeq and is a predicted model, not a curated record.